Molecule: messenger RNA, 1748 nt
Organism: Uranotaenia lowii
Lineage: Eukaryota; Metazoa; Arthropoda; Insecta; Diptera; Culicidae
Product: antizyme inhibitor 1-like
Exons: 3
Coding region: 206-1462 (418 amino acids)
Cellular component (GO): cytoplasm
Molecular function (GO): ornithine decarboxylase activity
Source: RefSeq, a predicted model, not a curated record
UUAUCAAACCGCGCUCAUCAGUCGUUAGGUCCAUAGUAAGUGAGGAUGUCUAGACGCGCUGGCAGGUCCGGCAAAUCUUGAUUCCUCCCUCAUUGGCGAAUCGAAUCUGGGUUCAUCGGAUUGGCUGCUCUACUGCUACGACACUCUUCGGUCAAACUGGUUUAGCGAUUGGCGAUGUUUAGUCGGAGUUCUUCUUCGCUGUAAAAUGGACAUACUGAAUGUUCUGAGGUGCCGCCUGGAGAUCGUGGACGAUAACGUGCCAUUGAGUGAGCUGAUUGAGCAAGUUGGGCACGAAAUUCCUCGGGAAAAUUCGCUGCUGCUUAUCGAGCUGGACAAUGUCAUCAAACGGCAUCUGGAGUGGGUUCGGUGUAUGCCCAAAGUUCGGCCGAUCUACACGGUUCAUCCCUACGAAGACAUACGUAUUCUGGGAAUUGCAGUUCUGCUGGGAUGUGGAUUUGUCUGUACGACCAAGUGGGAUGCUCUGAAGUUACUGGAAAUCGGUGCCGAUCCUCGGUGGAUUUUUCUCCGAGAUGUGAAUAACCUGUCGCUGUUGAGCUUCGCAAGGCGGCAACGAAUCAAGAUUAUCUGUACCAGUGUUGAUGAACUACGCAUGGUGCAAGAGCACUUUCCAGAGGCAAGAAUCAUUCUACAAUUUUCGAAAACAAUUGUACCUGAACCAAAAGACUUGUUAACCUGUUGUGACCUGCAAUCCCGUCAGCUCCUAAGGAUUUCAAAAGAGUUAAACCUUAAAGUUGUAGGUGGACAGUACCUUGGUAAAGCCAGCAAAAAUAUCAACCCAAAUGAAGAUAUAUUCAAUCUAGCAACAGAGUUCAAUUAUCACCUGAGGUACCUUUUCCUGUCCAACAAAAUUAAGCUUAAAAAGCAUAACCCACUUACGAGUUGGACCAAAACAUUCGAUGAAAUUCUACCGGAAUAUUGCGUCGAUCAAGAUGCAGCCCUAAUGGUCGAAACAGAUCAAAUCUACUGCACUGCAGCAUGUACAGAACUUACAAGUGUAGCUGGGAAAAGACUUUUCUGGGAUCAGAAACAGCCAUCUAGAAUAGAUCGAAUUAAUUAUUACCUCAACGGAGGCUCAGCACCAUCCUCAACUAGAGAAGACUUCGACUGUCAGCCUGUAAUUUGGAAAAAUCUUUUACAGUGCGGAAGCUACAAUACCUCUUCGAUUUUUGUGCCAACGCUGAAAAAUGGAAAUAUUUCCGUAGUGAAAGAUCAGCCUUUGCCAGAACUAAGUGAGCAAGAUAUAUUGGCCUUCGAGAAUUCCUCCACCGCCAGUUCUGAUAACAGAUUUCAGCACCCAAUUCGAUUGGUUUACAUUAGGAAAAGUUCUUGGUUAUUUCUACAAACUGUUUCGAAGGCUAGGAAUCCCGAAAGGUUUAUGACACUUGUCUCUCACAUAAGAAAAUGUAACCAAAUAAAGAAGCUACAGUAUGAUUUAAUAUGAUAAAAAAAAUUAAAUAACAAUGUUCAAUCAUGAUGGAAAAGAUAAAGUUUGUCAAAAGCUUGUUUUCUACAUAUAUUACAAUCUUUCCAAAGUAUUUCUUAAGAUAUUAAGUCCAUAGAGAUUAGUUACCGCUAUUUACAAAAUUACAGAAUUAUACAUUUUAAAUUUUCUUUAUUUUUGUCUAGAUAUAUAGUACCGUUCAUAAUUGUAUAGAAAUUGAAAGCACGCUCACUGUCACUUCGACUUUGAAAUUCCAUAACUUUCUACUCUUAUUAUAUGUUUUGAU